Molecule: messenger RNA, 816 nt
Organism: Lachnellula hyalina
Lineage: Eukaryota; Fungi; Ascomycota; Leotiomycetes; Helotiales; Lachnaceae
Gene: ELP6
Product: Elongator complex protein
Exons: 3
Coding region: 1-816 (271 amino acids)
Biological process (GO): tRNA wobble uridine modification
Cellular component (GO): elongator holoenzyme complex
Source: RefSeq, a predicted model, not a curated record
AUGGCAUCCAAAGUCCCUCCUCUCUUAGAGCCCUACCUUGCCCUCCCCCCAGAAGCGUCCCUCAUCCUCCUAACCAGCGUCCUAGGCGCUAGCACAAACUGGCUUGUCCUGCGAUUCUUGCACAGCGCCUUGGCCAGUCCCGGAGAUGAGGAUACGAAAGUGGUCUUCGUGAGCUUUAUGAGAGACUUAGCCUUCUGGAAAGAGGGGGCUAAGCGUUUGGGUCUUGAUCUGGAGAAGCUGGCUGCGAAGAAGAGGUUCAAGUUUAUGGAUGGCUUGAGCGGGCUUUUCGUUCCUGAGAUGCAGAAAGCGGUUGUGGGAAAGGCUGGGGAGAAGGUUUUGAGCAUCCCGGCUCUGGAACAUCUUUCGGGAGAGAUAUUGGAGGCUGUCCGAAACCUGAAAGGAGAUGGGGGGAGGAUUCUGCUGGUUGUUGACCAAUUGGAUCUUCUGCUAGCAGCAGGAGGUGAGAAUAUUGGUGCUGUGGGCUUGGGGGAUAUGUUGAUGGGUUUCCGAGAGGAGGUUUAUUCAACUGUUACUACGCUCUCUGCGGAUUUUCCUCUAGUGUCAGCUCAGCAGACACCUUUGGAAAAAGAUCACGCUGCAUUCUUAUUGAGUGUGGCACAUCAAGCGGAUUUCACUAUGGGAUUGAGGCUGCUAGAUACUGGCACGGCAAGAGAUGUUAGUGGGGUUGUUAGGAUCACUGUUGGAGACCAAUUUAUAGAGGAUAAUCGAGACAUACAGCGGAGGAUUGAGGAAAGGGAACUGCUAUAUUUCGUGGGCGGUGAUGGAGGUGUUAGGGUAUUCGAAAGAGGCCAAUGA